This is a messenger RNA of Trichoderma gamsii, 798 nucleotides long. RefSeq lists its product as hypothetical. Gene Ontology annotation, molecular function: nucleic acid binding. The record is from RefSeq and is a predicted model, not a curated record. NCBI's taxonomy places the organism in Eukaryota, Fungi, Ascomycota, Sordariomycetes, Hypocreales, Hypocreaceae. The coding region runs from base 1 to 798 and encodes 265 amino acids. The transcript is spliced from 2 exons.
AUGUCCGGCCCCAUCGCAAUAAGAGAAAUGGAAAUGGACAAAAAUAAGCCUGAUGCAUCCGCCCUGCCGCCAUCCAAAGCAGUAGAGAAUCAACCUUUAGCGAACAAAUCACUUAUGAUUCGAAGUACGCAAGAGCCGCACCGCAUCCUUACUCUCUGCAAUGGAGAGUUAAAAUUCUUAUCUAAGCCCACCCCUGGAGGCGGCGCUUUCUGGCAUUGUGUUAAGAAAGAUGGCUGGUAUGGAUUCCGCAACACUGUUUCCGUGGCCUGGGUUCCCGGCCACAAGGACAUACAUGGCAACGAAGUUGCAGACAAACUCGCCAAGGAAGGAUCAGAGCUUCCGACCCCCCCAUCUAGGACCGCAACGAUCACCCACAUCAAAAGGUGGGCCAAAAGCGAGAGGAAACGGCUCCGGGAGCUAGACUGGGACCAGAACCGACCGCCUUACUACAGACGCUGGCGACUAGACGCCCUCGCCAAACCCCCGGAACUACAGCUGCCGAGGGCCAUACUCCAUAGGCUGUACGCGGAGAGGUCGGGCCACGGCGACUUCGUCGAGUACCACGAGAGAUUCGGACAUGACACCAGGCCCACUUGCAAGUGCGGGGAGCCAAGAACACAAGGCCAUUUCGUAGAAUGCAGGAUGGUCAAACCCUUCCUGCCAGAUGUCCCCGACAAGGACCUCCUCAUGAGCAUCACACCCCUCAGAUACCUACUCGGGCCAAACGGCUACAAACAUUUCCAGACACUAGUGGAGGACACAAGCCCUUACGGCCCUGCCCCCCAAGACACAGAUUGA